AUGACGACCGUUACUAAGGAACAGGGCUCCAAGGCGGAGGGCAGCUCUGCGUUCGAUGCCUACCAGACGUCUCUUACCACUCGCUACUGCAGCCCCGCCAUGUCGAAGCUGUUCAGUCAGCGCUCAAGACACUCGACAUGGCGAAGGUUGUGGUACCAUCUUGCUGAAUGCGAAAAGGAGCUCGGUAUCAACACCAUCACUCCGGAGGCCAUUGAACAAAUGAAGGCCCAUCUUGUGGUUACGGAUGACGAGUUUGAGAUUGCUCGAAUCGAAGAGAAGAUUCGCAGACAUGAUGUCAUGGCGCAUGUUCACGCCUUUGGUGUUGUUGCUCCAGCUGCGGCCGGCAUCAUCCACCUCGGUGCCACAAGCUGCUUCGUCACUGACAAUACUGAACUCAUUCUUAUGCGCGAUGCCCUAGAUCUUAUUGCUAAGAAACUGGCCAAGGUUAUCUCAAACCUGUCAUCCUUUGCAGUCAAGUGGAAGGCGGAACCUACUCUUGCAUACACGCACCUUCAGGCGGCCCAGUUGAUCACCGUCGGAAAGCGUGCGGCCCAGUGGGCGCAAGAUCUUAUGCUUGACCUCCACACUAUCGAGCAAGCCUCCUUCUUGGAAAUCUUCCAGGGUGACUCCGCGAAAUGUGACGAGCUGAACGUGCUUCUCUGCAAACGAUUCGACUUUCCAGGCUGCUAUGAUGUGUCUACUCAGACCUACACCCGCAAGGUGGACUUGAUCAUUGCCAACGCCGUCGCGGGUCUUGGUGCGACAGCCCAGAAAAUCACGGGAGAUUUGAGGCACUUGGCCACAUGGAAGGAGAUUGAAGAACCUCAUGAGUCGUCUCAAAUUGGAUCUUCUGCCAUGGCAUACAAGGUCAACCCAAUGCGGUCCGAGAGAGUUUACAGUUUGGCGCGCGAGUUGAUGUCUAAGCCAGCCAGCUUCGCCAACACUCUGUCCGACCAAUGGAUGGAGAGGACCCUUGAUGAUAGCGCAAUCCGCCGAAUCGACAUCCCAGAGAUGUUUUUGCUGGCCGAUGCAAUUCUGCUUGGACUUGACAAUAUUUCAAGUGGAUUGGUGGUCUAUCCCAACCGGAUUGCCUUCCGGGUCCAAGAAGAGCUUCCUUUCAUGAUCACAGAGACGAUCAUUAUGAGAAUGGUUGCUCAAGGAGCAUCGAGACAGGAGACACACGAGCAAAUUCGUGUCAUUUCCAACCAAGCUGGCAGCGUUGUGAAGAACGAGGGCAAGCCCAACGAUCUCGUCUCACGCAUCCAGAACAACGAAUUCUUCAAGCCCAUUUGGGGUGAUAUCCAUGGCAUGCUCAAGGCAGACCUUUACAUUGGCCGUAGUGCCGAAAUUGUCGACAAGUAUUGCGGUCCUGGGGGAGUUGUUGAAAAGGCGCUGGCGCCAUAUGCAGCGUACAUCAAGGGCUCUAGCUCUGCGGAGCUUAGUGUCUAG
Messenger RNA from Trichoderma breve, 1449 nucleotides. Its product is annotated as lyase domain-containing protein. Gene Ontology annotation, cellular component: cytosol. Lineage: Eukaryota; Fungi; Ascomycota; Sordariomycetes; Hypocreales; Hypocreaceae. The record is from RefSeq and is a predicted model, not a curated record. The transcript has 6 exons. Bases 1 to 1449 code for a protein of 482 amino acids. Gene Ontology annotation, biological process: 'de novo' AMP biosynthetic process. Gene Ontology annotation, molecular function: (S)-2-(5-amino-1-(5-phospho-D-ribosyl)imidazole-4-carboxamido) succinate lyase (fumarate-forming) activity; N6-(1,2-dicarboxyethyl)AMP AMP-lyase (fumarate-forming) activity.